Erpetoichthys calabaricus (reedfish) is the source of this 1952-nucleotide messenger RNA. RefSeq lists its product as uncharacterized. The transcript has 11 exons. NCBI's taxonomy places the organism in Eukaryota, Metazoa, Chordata, Cladistia, Polypteriformes, Polypteridae. The record is from RefSeq and is a predicted model, not a curated record. The coding region runs from base 133 to 1854 and encodes 573 amino acids.
AUCCCGACGGACUCUGACAGGCUCAAUCGGUUCAUUCGAGACUGUUCCCCUCAAUUAGCUCUUCGUUUUAUUCCUUCAAAAUGAAUACAUUUCCCAGCUUGCACCGCGGGCAGUCCAUAACCCGCCAGGAGAAUGCGCAUGAGGGAAGCGUCCCGUUACCUGGCAACAGAGAGACGAAGGCGGGGACGCAGAAAUCUGCGAGUGAGAAGCUGCGCAAUGAUGAAGAGCCCAGGCGAGCGAAUCGUAGAUGAAACGUGUUGCUUCCUGGCUCUGUGCCAGCACCCGUCCUGCUGGGAGGCAAUGAGGCGCAUUGAAAGAGGGGCACCACGGUACAAGACACCAAAAGCGGCCCACCAGGAGCUGAAAGAAGCUAAAGGAGAUCCUUUGCCCACUCUGAAAAUCUUGAACAUUGGGAAUGACGAGCUUGGCUGCUCCACCAGAGCGAUGACUUCAUGGACUGCUGAGUCGCCACCAGCUCAACCCAAAGAUCACACGACCAGCGACAGAAGUGAAAGUGUGUGGUUUCCUGGGUUCAACACGCCACAUAUCCUGUCCCACAGAAAAUGGAACCUUGGCCAGACUAACGUUAAGGCUCAACCCAGCGUGAAUGUGCAACGAUACCCGCCCUCCGAGGACGUCAGCCCCUCCAGCUCUGUCCUGAUAUGGGUCCCGGGUCCCCACGCCAGCUCCGUCCACACUUCACAACCUGGGAAAGUGUGCACUAAGGAGCUGAUCUUUGCCCUCCCUCCUCUGCCAGCGGAUGUGCCACGCCGAAUGAAGAGAAUGCCCACAGCUGAAAGGAGAACUAUUGGCACCUUCAAGCUAAAUGAACCAAUGGCAGAUGCCAACCUACUCAUUCAGUCAAUCCGAAUCAGCGUAAAAAAGCCUGCAGAUGAUGGAGAGCCAAGCUCAGAGGAUAACGGUGCCCAGCUAAAAGACCAAAAGCUGGCACACUUCAAGGACAUGAGAGUGUGGUCUCCACAGGAAGACGGGCAUUGCCAGGCCCCAUCGCCAGCUCUCUCCUUGCCCUCAAACAGAGCCCUCCAGAGGAGGCACCCUAAGCAGAAUGAAUUUUGGUCAUCGUGGCUCCAUGCGGAUCGGCCGCUCCUACAGAGCAGGGGGGUGGUGUUCCAAGACGCAGGGGCACGGCGGGCAGAGGCGGGCCGCAGCAGAAAGCCUGUGGGCUCCCCAUACAGACUGGAUAGCCAGGCUAGUGGCCCGGCGGGCAGCAUUUAUCCCGAGUGGCAGAGCGCAAGUGGCACCCCACAGCUGUGGGUAAAGUAUCUAAUGACCGUGACCCAAAAGAAAACCAGGUGUGCACCCCAGUCCAGCGGCCUUACUGGGAGAACAGGUAAGGGUUCCAUAUCUGAAAAGACAGGUAGAUAUCUAGGAUGGGUGGUCUCCCGGCACACAGGACCACUGCCCACGGGUACUUUGUCUCAUACAGGUGAGAAGGUGACACGGCGGGUUGUGCCGGUGGCCUCAGGAAUUGGGCCAUGGAGCACGAUGUCCCCAGCAGACCACGGCCUGCAGCACUUGAGAGGAUGGACGGCCUGCUUCCCCAGCCUGCGGGAGCCACCAUGGGCACCGCCUGAGGGCACACAGAGCAGCCCGGGAGCCGCGGUGAGCCGGGCAGAGGAGCUGAGGCAGCCAGUCACCGGUCAGCGGAGUCCAGGCGGUGGGGCAGAUGAGCGCAAGCCGGAGCCCAUCCCGGUAGAGGAGCAGCCCCGGGUCACUGAGAUGAGUGUCGGGGGCACAACGCCCGCCGUGGCCACUCCCUGGACUGAGAGCAUGUCUGUCCCUUUGCCACCACCGCCUUCGCCGCAGUCGGAGCAGCUGCCCAGCCGCUUGUGAAGAGAAGUGGACAGCGAAAGCGAACGCCAACCCACCCUGCAAUGCCAGGAGAGUGUAGGAAGAGUCUGGAAAGAUUAAUAAAGGUGCUAUAUAUAAAA